UAGUCAUGGCUAAUAAUUGCGUUAUAACAUUUGAUCAAAAUGAAUACGGGACAUAUUUUACGGGACAAUUAUUAACGGGAAAAGUUAUAUUAACCCUAAAUAAACCGAAAAAAUUUAAAGGAAUUAAAUUACAAAUUUGUGGUUAUGCCCAAUGUCAAUGGCGCGAACGACAUGGCCGCAAGAAACCAAUCUACAAAUCAAAUUUAAAACGUAAACAUGUCUAUCAUGGUCACGAAGAUUAUAUAGCGUCGACCACAUUUCUAGUUGGUUCAGAGGAUGGCUCCAAUUUUACUAUAGACUCGGGCACACACACAUAUUCGUUUGCUUGUCCCAUACCCGUGAACUGUCCAUCAUCGUUUGAGGGUGCCUACGGACAUGUUCGUUAUAUGGUUAAGGUUACAACCAUCCGAUCGGGUACUUCAAAUCGAACAUACAGUAAGGGGUUUACGGUAUUGAAAAUGAUGGAUCUUAAUCGUGAAACGGAACUAUUGAAGAGUCCAGCUUACAAUGAAAGUAUGGAAAGCUUUUGUUUCUUCACAUCUCAAACUGUACGCUUGCGUGUUGAUCUCAUGCAAACGGGCUACGUGCCGGGUCAAAUGAUUUUGGUUAGUUCACAUAUUCAAAAUAACACCAGUGCCGAUGUAAAGAAACUGAUGAUAUGCCUAAAUCUUCGUGCCACUUAUGUCUCGGAUACACCCUGUAUGAAAACAUCCAGCGAAAAACUGUGUUUGGUGAAAAAAUAUUGCGGCACUGUGCCACGUCAUAGUGAACGAGAUUAUGCCGAAGUUAUUCGUGUCCCAGCCACACCACCCACCUGUGAUCAUCUGAGUAAAGUUGUACGCAUUUCCUAUGAAAUUUGCGUAGUGGCCAUAAUGAAUCAUCUGAUGCGUAAUCCCAAAUCGGUUAUCCCCAUUACAAUUGGUAAUGUUCCCUUGGUUACUCCCAGUGCUGCCGUUGCUCAGCCCAAUAUUGAUGAUGUGCCGACAACAUCAUCCUGUGCCAUGCAAAGAGCCAACGGAAAUGAUCAUAGUUUGUUGAGUGAGGAAACUGAAAUAGAUUUUGAAUUGCCUCCUCCCACCUAUGAAGAAGCCAUGUAUAUGACCACCAAUAUUGCUGAUGAUGACGAUGUGAAUACGGUUAGUGAGCAGGCUCAGUUUACACCACGUUAUCCGGUCUUUGAUGUCGACGAUGUGGUUAUUCCCUCUAUGGGUCAGACACCGCCACCAAAUCCACCCAUAAAAAAGAAGAAGAAGAAAAAGAGAAUUAAUCCUCAAAUGGAAAAUAUCGAAAAGGAAAAGCCACCACGAGAGUCGCCAGUAGAAAUAUAA
This is a messenger RNA of Musca vetustissima, 1328 nucleotides long. RefSeq names its product arrestin domain-containing protein 17. The transcript has 4 exons. Lineage: Eukaryota; Metazoa; Arthropoda; Insecta; Diptera; Muscidae. The coding region runs from base 6 to 1328 and encodes 440 amino acids. The record is from RefSeq and is a predicted model, not a curated record. Gene Ontology annotation, biological process: protein transport. Gene Ontology annotation, cellular component: cytoplasm.